UGUUGUUGUGAAGAACAGUUUCAUCAAUCAAUAUCAAUGGAUUACUGUAGAGCAAUCAUGAAGAGACAUAAGAUAUGACUCUUGCUGUAUCGUAGUAUUGAACAUGUAGCAGAUUAGUAAAAAAGAAUUCAAACUGAACCGAUACUAUCCCAUCAACCAACCUGCAACGGCAAAAAUUCUAAAGGUGUCGAAGGAGAUGAAUUCAACCUGGCGUGUGAUAGUAUUUCUAAUAAUACUAUGGCAAAUUUGCUACUAUAACAAUCUCUUGGUCCACGGCUGUCCUCUGGAGUGUAUCUGUCUAUCACAAACACAGGUCAUGUGCAACACUGGCUCGCUGCGUGAGAUACCAUUGAAGGCCAUCCCCGUAAAGGUAGAGCAACUGUCAUUCACCAAAAACUACUUCCCAAUCAUCAAAAGUGAUGCUUUCGGAGGAUUGAGAGCGUUACGAAAGCUGUCACUCGACGGCAAUAACAUCACUACUAUUAAACCAUUUGCUUUCCGUGGUUUACCGCGGCUGCGAGAUCUCUCGAUUCAACACACCCCUCUGGCAACAGUUGCAUCAUUUGCUUUUGCCGGGCUACAGAACGUCUCGCAAAUACAGUUGUCGCACAACAAAAUCCUACGCAUCGAAGGGUACGCAUUUGCUGGGGCCGUCAACAUUCGACAGAUACAUCUCGCCGACAACCCAACCGUAACAAUCGAGACGAACGCAUUCUCCAGCCUUAGCAACGUCGAUCGACUCAUCCUACCGUCGGGUAUACGUGCGAUCGAGCCGGACGCUUUCUAUGGUCUCGAAACGGUUGGCUAUCUGAAGCUUUCUUUCAUGGAUCUCGCCUCCCUGGAGCCGUACACAUUCCGGGGUCUGACGCACGUCAAACUGCUCUCUCUGCAAGAAUCUGAUCUAGGUAUCAUACGAGCUGGGGCCUUUGAGGGUCUCGUGCAGGUCGAGCUGCUCAACAUACUCAACAACAAAAUUGACGCCAUCCAGGAGCUCAACAUUACUGCGGCCAAUAGAAUUAGGGUGCUUCGGAUUCAGGGUAACCAUCUGCUAGAAACUCCCGAAAGUGGCUCGAUCGUGCUUGAGGGCAUCGAUACACUGCAUGUAAAUAGUAACUACUUCCCAUGCGGAUGUCACAUCCACACACUCUUAGAUAGUCCCCUCGCCAACGGUACUUACUUGUCACACAAUGGGGCUCCCGCCGGUGACUUCCUUUCCAAGAACUACUGCAUCUCCCCGCUCGAGGUGAACGGGAUGCCAAUGAGCUCAAUCGAUCUAUACUCAAUCGGGCGCUGUUUUGAACAGGUUACACGAGAAAAUCUCGAAGCAGCCAACACAGCCAUAUCAACUAUGCUGCGGGGACAGUCUUGGAACAGGUGGCUGCAAUGGCUAAGUGAACAUAGUAAGCGGUCUCAAGAGAAGACAUUUAUUUCAGUUGUCUCGUCAGCUGUGCGGUUUCUGGCGGCAUCGCCUAUCAUAACAAUUAUGUUUGUAGAAUAUUUAAAAAGUUUUAAC
Molecule: messenger RNA, 1513 nt
Organism: Anopheles merus
Lineage: Eukaryota; Metazoa; Arthropoda; Insecta; Diptera; Culicidae
Product: leucine-rich repeat-containing protein 15-like
Exons: 2
Cellular component (GO): voltage-gated potassium channel complex
Molecular function (GO): potassium channel activator activity; voltage-gated potassium channel activity; transmembrane transporter binding
Source: RefSeq, a predicted model, not a curated record